UAUGGCGGCUUGUUUCUGCUGCUUUCGUUGUUGUUGGGCUGGGACAGGCUUCCAGCACGUACCACUUAAAGAACUUCCCCCAGUUGUGCUUGAUACGGGGCAUAUGGGAAAUGAUGUUGUUAUUGUGAAAGCUGGUAGAAGGAUAUGUGGUACGGGUGGUGCGCUAGCCAAUGGCCCUAUUGUACAAGACAAAGCCUACUUUGAAAUGAAAAUACAGUCAACAGGUGUGUGGGGAAUAGGUCUGGCUACAAGGAAGGCUAAUUUAAAUUGCAUUCCCAUGGGUACUGACAGUGAAACCUGGGUGUUAAGAGAAGAUGGAACAAUAUAUCACAACAAUCAGCUCUUGCAUAAAUUAGGUGUUAUUCCAUGUGAAGGCGAUGUGGUGGGUGUGACAUAUGACCAUGUAGAAUUCAAUUUAUAUUUAAAUGGUCAGACUUUACAGUGUCCGAUAAGGGGCAUCAAAGGAAUCAUUUAUCCAGUAUUCUAUGUUGAUGAAGGUGCAAUACUAGACGUGCAAUUUAAUGAGUUUUAUUACGUGCCGCCAUCUGGAUUUGACAAAAUUAUGUUUGAACAGUCUCUUUUAUAGUCUUCUGCCUCAUGGACACUUGUACAAUUCUACUAGUUUUCUGCCUCAUGGACACCUGUAUUGCGACUACAGUCCUGCUAGUCUCUCAGCUGUUGGGGAUCUAUGGUGAACCAAAUACAGUAUUCAUAAUCUAAUACCAAGUGCACUCCUGAAAUUGCUUCUACACCUUGCACAUUGUAUCACCGUCACCAUCAGUACCUUCAGCGGGUGAGAUUUGCCAGUGGCAACGUUUUCACAAAUUUAGGUCUAAGAACGUGGAACUGCUUCAUCUCAAGAUGUUAUCAACAUGCACAUCUCAACAAGGUUGGACGAUGUCUAUAUGUUCAGAAAAAAACAUUGGAUUAUACAACCUCAUUGGCCACUGUCAGUGUUUUUAAAGUGCCUGUGCA
This is a messenger RNA of Saccoglossus kowalevskii, 975 nucleotides long. RefSeq names its product SPRY domain-containing protein 7-like. The record is from RefSeq and is a predicted model, not a curated record. Lineage: Eukaryota; Metazoa; Hemichordata; Enteropneusta; Harrimaniidae. Gene Ontology annotation, molecular function: protein binding.